This is a messenger RNA of Eruca vesicaria subsp. sativa (arugula), 1369 nucleotides long. NCBI's taxonomy places the organism in Eukaryota, Viridiplantae, Streptophyta, Magnoliopsida, Brassicales, Brassicaceae. The record is from the annotation of a GenBank genome assembly.
GUUUGCGAGGAAGGAAGGGGCCGCGAAACCCUAAUUGCAUCGAAUCGAAUCGCAGAAAGUUGCUUAUCCUUUUCCCCUCUUUCAAUCUCUCACCACUUUCACUGCCUAACCAACAAAAAGGUCGAAACUUUCCUUAUAUAUAUUCCUUCUCCACCACCACCACUUUAGGGUUUUUAUCACUCGAUUAUCCCAACCAUUUCCCUCAUAGAUGGCGGAAGAGAGAAACGGCGACGCGACGGUUCAGGAGGAUGAGAGUUUCUUCGAUUCCGAUCAACAGAAAGACGGUGGAAACUCGACGAUCGGAGACCUCGAGACUCAGAAUCAGGAAUUGGAGAGGGAGAACGGUGAGAUCAGCAAGAGGAUCGAGACUCUGACGGCGGAGAUCGAGGAGAUGAGAGGAGCGGAGACGAAAGCGAGGCGGAAGAUGAGCGAGAUGGAGAGAGAGAUUGAUAAAUCGGAAGAGGAGAAGAAGGUUCUUGAAGCUAUAGCUGAGAGAUCCUCAGAGCUCGAGACGGAGAAGACAAGGCUUCAGCAAGAAUUGGUUACGGCUCAGAGGGAGAGGGAGGAAGCUGAGACGGAGGCGAAGAAGCUAAGAUCUGAGAUUUCUCAGAAGGUGAAUGGAAUCAAGGAGUUGGAGAAGGAGGUGAAUAGUCUAAGGGCGUCAAAGGAGGAGAACGAGAAGAGGAUGAAGGAGUUGGAGGCAAAGCUUGGUGCUUUGGAGGUUAAGGAGUUGGAAGAGAGGAACAAGAAGGUAAGAGCAGAGGAAGAGAUGAGGGAUAAGAUUGAUAACAAGGAGAAGGAAGUUGAUGAGUUGAAGGAGAAAGUCAAGAGUUUGGAAACGAGUGUUGAAGAAGGGAAAGUUGAGUUGGAGAAGUGGAGAACAGAGAAGAAUCUUGUGGAGGAGUCUUUGAGGGAGUCUGGGAAGAGAGUUGAGGGUUUGGAGGCGGAGAUUGUGGAGUUGGAGAGACAGAUGGAUGAGUCUGAGAAGAUGAUUAGUGGAUUGAAGAACAUGGUUGAGCCGGUUGAUGGCGUUGAGGUUAGGUCAUGGUCUCCGAGCUCUGUGAAUGUUGGUGGUUCUGGUGGGGUUAUGGCUGCUGUUGCGGUUGCUGUGGCGGGAGCUGCUGUUGUUUUCUAUGUUUACAACUCGAAGAGGGCUUAAUUCUCGAGGUAGAGUUUUAAUGUUUGUUUUUUGGAGUGUUUCCCCUUACGAUACCUUUCUUGUUUUUGAGAAUGUGAUUGAUGUCACAAAACUUAGUAGUGUUUCUUUAAUAUUGUGUGUUUUUGUUUACAUCUUUCGCUUACAAAUAUUCUCUCGGCAACAAUCAAAGAGAUUGAAAAAAUAACCAUGUGGUUAAGCACAGAGGAAUUU